Messenger RNA from Saitoella complicata NRRL Y-17804, 346 nucleotides. RefSeq names its product transcription factor Pcc1. The transcript has 2 exons. The record is from RefSeq and is a predicted model, not a curated record. Bases 59 to 337 code for a protein of 92 amino acids. Gene Ontology annotation, cellular component: EKC/KEOPS complex. Lineage: Eukaryota; Fungi; Ascomycota; Saitoellomycetes; Saitoellales; Saitoellaceae.
UGCAAUACUUGCGUCGCACCCGGUCCUCCUCGAUCGCUUACUCCAUAGAUCAGUAGAGAUGGCACCAUCAGCGAAGGUCCUCGAUCACGUCGUAACCCUCCAAAUCCCCUUCCCAACUCCCCAACUCGCCGCCCACGCAAAACGCAUCCUCGACGUCGACGAAGAAAUCAAACCCGAUCAAGUACGACGAUCGACAAGAGUACAGGAGGGGCAGAGUGUGUUGGAGGCUACGUUCGAGUGUGAUUCGUCACGGAUGGCGAGGGUUAGUGUUAAUGCGUUUUUGGAGGCUGUGGGGGUUGUUGUUGAGGUUAUGGGGGAGUUUGUUGGGGAGGAGUAGGUGUGGAUG